GACGGUGGUGGUUCUGGAGGAGAGAUGGUUCAGACAGAGCUCCGAGAUCGACAGGAUUAGGGUGCGAGGCUCAGAAUUCGCCCGAUCGGGGAUUGAAAUUGGGAUUGUGAUUGCGUGACAGCGAGAUUUUGCAGCUGAAGCCAUGAACAAUUGGGAGAUUUUGCAGCUGGCCAAGGGGUUUAGAGGACGAGCGAAAAAUUGCAUUCGUAUUUCGAGGGAACGCGUGGAAAAAGCUCUUCAGUAUGCUUAUCGAGACCGUCGGAACAAGAAAAGGGAUAUGCGUGGCCUCUGGAUUCAACGCAUCAAUGCUGGAACUCGUCAACAUGGGGUGAACUACGGACAGUUUAUGCACGGAUUGAACACGGAAAAUGUGCAGCUAAACAGGAAGGUGCUUUCUGAAAUAGCAAUGCACGAGCCUUACAGCUUCAAGACCCUUGUCGAUGUAUCGCGCACUGCAUUCCAACACCAGCACGCCCAUUUAAAGAAGUGACCGAGUUAUAAAUGCGAUCGUCUUCGUAGGACUGCUCUCAAUUUCUUGGGAAAAUGUUGAAUUUGUCUUUUAGGCUAGAAUGGUGACAUGCAAUUCCCACUUCCAUGCACAUUACAGCUGAUGGUUUUCAUGAGGAUUUGGAUCUCCCAAAAUGUCUCUCAUGUGGAGUCUCAGAAGUUUCUUGCCUGUGUCUGAUAAAUGAUAAAUGCGAAAUUUAUUGAGAAGACAAUGAUUAGAUGGGCAGGGGACAGCGCUCGAGGUUUUAGAGACGGAAUUUUGCUCCAAGUGCGAUACAGAGGUGGAUAUAAAACCUGAACUGAAGCAAGCAAGCUUACAGGGUCCGGUUACAUCGAGAAUGCAAAAGAAUUUUUCCAUGCAGAAAGCAGCGGCUUCUAUGAGAUGUACACUCCAAUUUCACAGUCAGUACUUUGUGUCAAAAUUUAUAUACAACCUUGUGCUCC
This is a messenger RNA of Marchantia polymorpha subsp. ruderalis, 951 nucleotides long. Lineage: Eukaryota; Viridiplantae; Streptophyta; Marchantiopsida; Marchantiales; Marchantiaceae. The record is from the annotation of a GenBank genome assembly.